Musa acuminata AAA Group (dessert banana) is the source of this 1962-nucleotide messenger RNA. Its product is annotated as probable sulfate transporter 3.4. The coding region runs from base 1 to 1962 and encodes 653 amino acids. The transcript has 13 exons. The record is from RefSeq and is a predicted model, not a curated record. Gene Ontology annotation, molecular function: secondary active sulfate transmembrane transporter activity. Lineage: Eukaryota; Viridiplantae; Streptophyta; Magnoliopsida; Zingiberales; Musaceae. Gene Ontology annotation, cellular component: plasma membrane. Gene Ontology annotation, biological process: transmembrane transport.
AUGGUUGCAAGCUCUAAAAGAGUGGAGUGUUUCGCAGAUGAUACCGACCUUGAAGCAUCUCCCCGCAUGCCAACACCAGACAUGAUGGACAUGGAGGUCCACAAGGUAGCCGUGCUACAAGAUAGGACUGGCCUUCGUUCUUUCAGGCAUAGUCUGAGCGAGGUCUUCUUCCCCGAUGAUCCGCUCCAUCGUUUCAAGAACAAGCCUUUCUUCAAGAAGGUGGUUCUAGCUCUCCAGUACUUCUUUCCCAUCUUCGACUGGGGUGCUCACUACAACCUCAAGCUUCUCAAGUCCGACGCGGUCGCAGGCAUCACCAUUGCUAGUUUGGCUAUCCCACAAGGAAUUAGCUACGCUAAGCUCGCAGGUCUGCCUCCGAUAAUUGGCCUUUACUCCAGUUUCGUGCCACCACUGAUUUAUUCUGUUCUCGGGAGCUCAAGAGAUCUUGCUUGUGGCCCCUUAUCAAUUGCAUCCCUAGUGAUGGGAUCCAUGCUGAGAGAUGUGGUCUCUCCUGAGGACACCAAAGAAUACCUUGAAGUAGCUUUCACUGCUACUUUCUUUGCUGGUGUCUUCCAAGCCGGCUUGGGUUUGCUGAGGUUGGGCUUCAUAAUCGAUUUUCUAUCGAAACCAACGUUGACUGGAUUUAUGGGCGGCGCGGCCGUCCUCGUUUCGCUUCAACAGCUGAAAGGGCUGCUUGGAAUAGUGCACUUCACUACCAAGAUGGCAAUCAUUCCAGUCCUGAAAUCUGUUUUCGACAAUAGGAAAGAGUGGUCAUGGCAAGCAGUAGUUAUGGGUCUCUCAUUCCUGGUUCUCCUACUGACGGCAAGACACAUAAGCACUGUCAGACCCAAGCUCUUCUGGGUAUCGGCAGCAGCUCCUCUAACCUCAGUGAUCAUAUCCACUAUCAUCUCCUACGUCUUCAGAUCCCAUGAGAAAGGCAUCUCAACAAUUGGGUAUUUACCGGAAGGGGUGAAUCCUUCUUCAGUGAGCAUGCUGCACUUCAAAGGCCCUCACUCGAGUCUUGCUCUCAAAACGGGAAUAGUGUCUGGGCUCUUGGCUCUCACGGAAGGAAUUGCCGUGGGGAGGACAUUUGCUUCCAUGAAGAACUAUCAGAUCGAUGGUAACAAAGAGAUGGUGGCCGUAGGAUCCAUGAACUUGGCCGGCUCAUGUGUCUCAUGCUAUGUCACUAGCGGUGGGUUCGCUCGAUCCGCCGUUAACUUCAACGCCGGUUGCAAAACAGCAGCAACCAACAUAAUCAUGGCGUCUGUGGUGCUCUUCACCAUGCUACUUCUCAUGCCGCUGUUCCACUACACCCCCAACGUCAUCUUGUCGGCGAUCAUCAUAUCGGCGGUGAUCGGCCUCAUCGACGUCCGAGGUGCAAUACUGCUGUGGAAGGUGGACAAGUUUGACUUCCUGGCUUGCAUGACUGCCUUCCUCGGGGUUCUCCUCCUCUCGGUGCCGAUAGGCCUCGGCAUUUCGGUGGGCAUAUCGGUUCUCAAGAUUCUGUUUCAUGCCACUCGGCCGAACAUUGCGGUCAUGGGGAACAUCCCGGGAACAAACAGCUACAGAGAUCUGGCACAGUACAAAGAUGCCAAAAGGAUGCCUUCGUUUCUAAUCCUUGGCAUCGAGUCCCCUGUCUACUUCACCAAUUCGGUGUAUCUGCAAGAAAGGAUCCUGAGAUGGAUUCGAGAAGAAGAAGAGAGGAUUACUAACUCGAACGAGAGCCCCCUCAAAUGCAUCAUACUAGACAUGGCUGCUGUGACGAAUAUCGACAUAAGCGGCAUUGAAUCGCUCAAAGAACUGAAGAGGACACUUGACAGAAGAUCUCUCGAGCUGGUGCUAGCAAAUCCUGUUGGGGAAGUGUCACAGAAGCUGUCUCACUCGGGGGCUUGGGAGCUCUUUGGACCAGAAUGCUUCUACAUGACGGUCGAAGAGGCCAUUGCUUCAACCUCAUACAAAAUUUGA